This is a messenger RNA of Astyanax mexicanus (Mexican tetra), 5094 nucleotides long. RefSeq names its product ATP-binding cassette, sub-family B (MDR/TAP), member 11a (gene abcb11a). Gene Ontology annotation, biological process: transmembrane transport. The record is from RefSeq and is a predicted model, not a curated record. Bases 1 to 4062 code for a protein of 1353 amino acids. The transcript is spliced from 28 exons. NCBI's taxonomy places the organism in Eukaryota, Metazoa, Chordata, Actinopteri, Characiformes, Acestrorhamphidae. Gene Ontology annotation, molecular function: ATP hydrolysis activity; ABC-type transporter activity; ATP binding. Gene Ontology annotation, cellular component: membrane.
AUGCACCUUCCACAUGUGACCUUACUCUGCACAGCCCUCGCUGGAAAAGACUCCGGAGGAUACAAAGAAACUGUAAGAUUCCUGACCAGAAAAAAAUUACUAAGCUUGAAGGAAGCUCAGCUGACCAUGGAUCUCAAAAGUAUAAAAGCAAUUGAAGGUGAAGAAGGCACUGAAAAAAGGAAAAAGGGUGACAAGAAUAAAGAGAAGGUUUUGGGAGUUGGAUUUUUUCAGCUGUUCCGAUUCGCUACAUGUACAGAUAUUGUGAUGAUGGUAGUGGGGGGGUUGUGUGCUCUCGUUCACGGGGCUGCCUCACCUCUCAUGCUGCUGGUCUACGGCAUGAUGACCAACAUCUUUGUAGCCUAUGAGCUGGAGGUUCAGGAACUGGCUGAUCCCAAUAAAACCUGCAUUAAUAACACUGUGACAUGGACUAACGGCUCUGUAGUGGAGCUGGAGGGUAACACUGUUUACUGUGGUGUGGAUAUCGAAGCACAGAUGACUAUGUUUGCUUAUUAUUACAUCGGAAUUGGACUGGGAGUGUUAAUCCUUAGCUACUUUCAGAUUGCCUUAUGGGUGUCUGCAGCUGCAAGACAGACACAAAGAAUCCGAAAAACAUACUUCAGGAAGAUCAUGUGCAUGGAAAUCGGCUGGUUCGACUGCACGUCUGUUGGCGAGCUGAACACAAAAAUAUCAGAUGAUAUCAACAAGAUCAACAAUGCAAUUGCUGACCAGGUCACCAUCUUUAUUGAGAGGAUCUCAACGUUCAUUUUUGGUUUUAUGGUGGGCUUUGUUGGAGGGUGGAAACUGACACUGGUGAUAAUUGCAGUGAGCCCUCUGAUUGGACUGGCUGCAGGACUAAUGGCUAUGGCGGUGGCGAGGCUGACGGUGCGUGAGCUGCAGGCUUAUGCUAAAGCUGGAGCCAUAGCUGAUGAAGUUCUCUCAUCCAUCAGAACAGUAGCAGCAUUUGGAGGAGAGGAUAAGGAGACAGAGAGAUAUGAUAAAAACCUUGAAGAGGCUCAAACCUGGGGGGUGAAGAAAGGGACAAUCAUUGGUAUAUUUCAGGGAUACCUGUGGUGCAUCAUAUUCCUCUGCUAUGCUCUAGCCUUCUGGUAUGGCUCUAAGCUUGUCAUUGACACCAAGGAGCUCACACCUGGAACCCUCAUCCAGGUGUUCUUUGGAGUGCUCAUUGGAGCCAUGAACCUCGGCCAAGCUUCUCCAUGUCUAGAAGCCUUUGCUUCAGGUCGAGCUGCAGCUAAGAGCAUCUUCGACACAAUCGACAGAAUACCAAAAAUCGAUUGCUUCUCAGAGGAAGGGCACAAGUUAGAGAAAGUCAAAGGUGACAUUGAAUUCCAUAGCAUUGAGUUCAACUACCCCUCCAGACCUGAUGUGAAGAUUUUAGACAAUUUAAACUUGGAGGUUAAAGCAGGAGAGACAACCGCGUUUGUUGGACCCAGCGGAUCUGGCAAAAGUACAGCAGUGCAACUCAUUCAGAGAUUUUAUGACCCCAGUCAAGGAAUGGUCACCCUGGAUGGUCACGACAUCAGAAGCCUGAAUAUUCAGUGGCUGCGUUCACUGAUUGGCAUUGUAGAGCAGGAACCUGUCCUUUUUGCCACCAGUAUCUCAGAGAACAUCCGCUAUGGCCGACCAGGAGUCACCAUGGAGGAGAUCAUACAGGCUUCCAAAGAGGCCAAUGCCUACAACUUUAUCAUGGACCUUCCACAGAAAUUCGAUACACUGGUUGGGGAAGGUGGAGGCCAGAUGAGUGGAGGACAAAAGCAGAGAAUUGCAAUUGCUCGAGCACUGGUCAGAAACCCCAAAAUCCUGCUACUGGACAUGGCCACAUCGGCCCUGGACAAUGAGAGCGAGGCCGUGGUGCAGGAGGCUCUUGACAAGGCUCGCGUAGGCAGAACCACCAUUACUAUUGCCCAUCGCCUGUCUACGAUUCGUAAUGCUGAUGUGAUUGUGGGUUUUGAGCAUGGAUGUGCUGUGGAGAGGGGCUCACACAGCGAGCUGCUGGAGAGGAAAGGAGUCUACUUCACUCUUGUUACUCUCCAGAACCAAGGAAGUGAAUCAUCCAACAACAAAACAAACAACAACACAGGCAUCCCUGAAGAUGAUGGAUUCAAGAAUCGUAGUUUUAGCAGGGGAAGCUACAAGUCUAGUUUAAGGAAAUCUUUGAGAAUGAGGUCUCAGUCUCAAAUAUCAAACAGCUUUACUGAAGCCAUUUCUGGAGAACGGAUAUUUGAUUCUGACAGUUUUAAACUGGACACGACUGAGGAAAAUAAGAUAUAUGAUGAUCCAGUGACUGAAUCAGCACCAGUGGCUCGAAUUUUGAAGUACAACCAGCCAGAAUGGCCAUAUAUGGUCCUGGGUUCUUUAGGAGCAGCCGUAAAUGGUUCCGUCAACCCCAUCUAUGCCCUCCUAUUCAGCCAGAUUUUAGGGACAUUUGCUCUCAGAGACCUGGAGGAGCAGAGAGAUCAGAUAAAUGGGGUUUGCAUUCUGUUUGUCAUUGUGGGAUGUAUGAGCUUCUUCUCACAGUUCUUACAGGGUUAUGCUUUUGCUAAAUCUGGAGAGCGACUGACUCGCAGGUUGAGAAAAGUUGGCUUCCAGGCCAUGCUUCAGCAGGAGGUUGGAUGGUUUGAUGAUCCUACAAACAGUCCUGGAGCUCUUACCACUAGACUGGCUACUGAUGCAUCCAUGGUGCAAGGGGCUACCGGCUCUCAGAUCGGCAUGAUCGUUAACUCACUGACCAACAUUGGAGCCUCAUUUAUCAUUGCGUACACUUUCAGCUGGAAGCUGAGUCUGGUGGUGACCGGCUUCCUCCCCCUGAUUGGCCUCUCUGGGGUCUUUCAGGCUAAAAUGUUGACUGGGUUUGCUAAUGAGGACAAGAAGGCAUUAGAGGCAGCAGGACAGGUGUCCAGUGAAGCUAUGGCCAAUAUCAGGACUGUUGCAGGAUUGGCUAAGGAGAAGCAGUUUGUGGAUCUCUAUGAGCAGCAGCUGGAGGCUCCCUACAGAGCAGCCAAGAAGAAGGCUAACAUCUAUGCCAUCUGCUUUGCCUUCGCCCAGUGUGUUAUCUUCAUGGCAUACGCAGCGUCUUUUAGAUAUGGUGGCUAUCUGGUUAAUUAUGAGGGACUUCACUAUGUGGUGGUUUUCAGAGUAAUCGCUGCCAUUGUAACCAGUGGAACAGCCCUCGGAAAAGCUUCAUCUUUCACACCAGACUACGCCAAAGCCAAAAUAGCUGCUGCUCAGUUCUUCAAACUGCUGGACAGAGUCCCCAGAAUUAACAUUAAUCAAAAAGAUGGAAAAAGAUGGGAUCAUUUUAAAGGUCGUGUUGAGUUUAAGAACUGCACGUUCACAUACCCAAGCCGGCCAAGUAUCCAGGUGCUGAGGGGACUAGAGGUGGCAGUGAGUCCUGGCCAGACCCUUGCGUUUGUGGGCAGUAGUGGAUGUGGCAAGAGUACAAGUGUUCAGCUCCUGGAGAGAUUCUAUGACCCAGACCAAGGCCAAGUGUUAAUAGAUGGCCACCCAUCCCAUGAUGUUAAUGUACCAUUCCUGAGGUCUCAGAUUGGAAUUGUGUCUCAAGAGCCUGUGCUGUUUGACUGCACUAUAGCAGAAAACAUUCAGUAUGGGGAUAACUCACGACUCAUCAGCAUGGAUGAGAUUGUAGAUGCUUCAAAGAAGGCUUACCUGCAUGAGUUUGUGAUGUCUCUUCCUGAUAAAUAUGAAACUCAAGUUGGAGCUCAGGGUUCUCAGCUCUCUAGAGGGCAGAAGCAGCGUAUAGCCAUCGCCCGUGCCAUCAUCAGAAACCCCAAAAUCCUACUGCUGGAUGAGGCCACCUCGGCCCUGGACACAGAAAGCGAGAAGACAGUUCAGGCAGCACUGGAUGAAGCUCGGCGAGGUCGCACCUGCAUUGUCAUUGCUCACAGACUCUCCACCAUUCAAACAGCAGACAUUAUCGCGGUGAUGUCACAGGGCGUGGUCAUAGAGAAAGGAACUCAUGAAGAGCUGAUGGCUAAGAAAGCGGCAUACUAUAAGCUGGUCACUACUGGUGCACCUAUUAGUUAGAAACAGUGGUGUACAUUAACAGUGAUAAAAAAAAACUACGAAGAGGUACUGUUUUAAGUAUUUUUGCUGUUAUUUAUAGAAAAGUGUACUUGGGUAUUAAGGUGAUAAAAAUAAAAUAUACAAUUUUUAAUCAGUUCAGAAAUCAUAUGUUAUGGACUGUGGUUAAACAGAUUGAAGGAACAGAAGUGAAGUACGAAUAGAAGGGGGGAAAAUAGAGAGAUAGCUGAAGGAUUAUGAGUAAGAAAUUGAUACUUGCACACACUUCUCUUUUUAUAGACAUAAUUAUUAUUAAUAGUUCACAAUGCAUGUCUAUAUAAUAAAUAAUCAAUUUUUUUAUAAUAAUCAAAAAUGUUCCUCUUUUGCAAAUGUGCCUUCUGUAGAUGACGUUAUAUAUAUAUAUUUUUUUCUACUAUCAUUAAAGCCACAGAACCAUUUGUGUGAACUAUAUAAACAAUUUAUGCUUAAAGUUCAGUACAAAUGUACUGCAAAACAAAUUAACAAGUAAUCUGGGUAUAUAACAUGUAACUGCCGCAUAUAUUUAAAUGCUCUCUGCAAGAUAAACAGGAAGUUGCCAGAUAACUUAAAUAUUUUAAUACAUUUUACUGGUGGAUAUUUAACCUAGAGCUAGUGAAACUUAUUCUAUAAUAUAUAUAAUAUAUAUUAUUCUAUAAUAUACUAUGUUUCCUAAAGGGGUAGACGACAUUUUCACUUUUGUGUUCUUUAUUGUGUUGUUACAGUGUUAUUCUCUUCUAUUUCACACAUAUUUAAUUUAAAUACAUUUUCUGUAUGGUGUUUUUUUAUAUUGUUUAUUGGAUUGUGUUUAUUGUUUGUUGAAUUGUGAGUUUUAGUUGUGUACGAUUGAUUUGAAGAAAAUUAAACUGUUAUUUUAGACAAAAUAUGCUGUAUUUUCUGAGAUGAUAUUUAUCUCACUUCUGCAUGUAUUAUACCCCAUUUUCUGUCCUGUAUGUUUGUGUAUAUGAUGAACACCUUGAGUUUUUUUUAACCUUUCCUGCUCUUAUUAAAUGAUUCAAC